AUGAGCGACCAACUGUCAAGUGAUGAAGGGGGAGAAUCCAGGCCAGUUGGUGAGAGCCCCUUUGGUGAGUGGGAAGCUCAUCUUGAUAAUCUGGCUUGUGGAGACUCCGGUGAGAAUUACAGUCGAGAUUUUCUGCAAGACAGGUCGCCUGUCUUGAGUGCGAGUUUUGACCCAAGUGAUUUGGAGGAAGUGCAAUGGUACACAAAGGCGAAUCUAUCUGACAAGGGUAGUGAUCUCCUUCCUGGUUCUGUGACGGCAGAGGAGCUUCCGAAGGCUCUGCCUCCGCGGGGCUUGAGUGUGCCGGGGUGUUCUUCUGACGAUCGUGUAUUCAAUGUCCCAGCUGCAGUGGCCUUUGCACACCAGUCUUUACCCACUGCCGGUCUGGAGCAGUGCUGGGAGAAAGGGAUCUGGGCGGACAUUUUUGGAUCGCCAAAGGAUUUGUAUCAUGGAAUGCAUGGUGCUGUGUAUAAGAGACCAGAGGCCGUGCUUUUGGAAAGUGAUUCUUCGCGCUCGAAGGCUGCCAAGACUUCUGGUUCGGCCGACAAAUCUGGCGGAAGUUUUACUUAUUUGAAUGCAGUCAAGGACCGGGAAGCUGUAAGCUGGAAGGCCAAGAGGGACAAGGAGCGAUCGGAGACUCUUUACCUCUGGCAGGGGCUCAUUGAGUCCUGGCCUGCCAAGCUGGCUGUGGUUCGGCAACUUCUGCACCUGGGGCAUUUGCCUCGAUAUUUUAUGAUCGAAGAUUUGCUUGGUGGCAAGGCAGGCCUGCUUCUGCUCGGAAGGCAGUUCUUGAAGCCAUCACGUUCACGAGAUUUGUUGUUCACGAGAUUUGUUGUUGGGAUUCCGGAACUUGCUGAGCUGGGUGGGAGCAAGCGCUGCCAUGGCAGCGCGAAGCAGCGAGAUUUCAAGGCUCGGGUUCAGGCCUCUCCCUUUACGGUGGCCGAGCUGACCAAGCUUCACCACAUUCUCGCUACUGACGCGGAGCUUUGGAACAGGCUAAUGGCCGGCGCCCUCCUUUUCGCUACUUAUGGCAGAGCUCGCUGGGAGGAUUUGUCCCACGCAGAGUCCAUCACUGUAGAUCGUGGCGAGAAUGGUGAAGCGGCUUUCAUAGAGGCCGGCGUGGGAGUCCACAAGACAAUGGGCGCCAAGCUCAUACGAGGGCAGCUGUUGCCCAUGGUAGCGCCUGGUGUGGGUGUUACAGAAGACUUGUGGAUAGAACAAUUUAUGGAGACAAGAAGGUUGCUGGGGAUUGGUGAGCCGCCGCUUUUCCCUGUGAUGCCGGCCCCGGAUCAUCAAGGCGUGUGUCGAGCCAUUCUUGCAAGUGCACGUGCAUUAGCUUUGCGACCAAGUUCGGAGCAAGUCCGAAUGAGCGAGCCGACUGUAGGUGAACUGUCCAGUAUCCGGCAGCUGCACUUCGAGGCCUCAACCUUGGUGAUUCAGACUUAUAGGGACAUGGCGUUGCAUGAUUCAUCAGACGGUGCACCGAUGAGAAAGCUUCCGCUGCCAGAGAAGCGGGCACGCAAGGAGUCCCAGCAGGCUAGGCUGGGAGGCAUAGACAUGGACGGGGAACUUGACCCGUCGUAUCAGCUGAUUGAUGCCUGCAAUCAUCAGAUGGAGAAUGCAGUGAUUUAUUGGCUUGCACCUUCUAAAUGCCCGAAGCGCGAGCAAGAGGUCGUUGCAGGUUUCAAGGAGAAACCAAGCACACUCCAAGUUGAGAACAACACCGUCAAGGUUGGAGGUCCGGGUGUUUCCGUGGAGUGCGACACUUCGGACUCUUUGCGAUGUCAGUGGGCCUGGAUGCGAAGGGGUCUGGCUUAUGAUCAGUGCAAGAUGCUUUCUUACAAUGUUCAUCAGAAGUGGAUUCAAAAGCUUUUGGACUGCCUGUCACAGGUCCCUCCACCGAACUUCGCCCCAGUUACGUUGACUCAGUGUGUCAGAGCAGAUAAGGAGAUGUUCCUGCUCAUGUCACAGGUUGUGAAGGUUGCGCCGACAAAGGUAGCGGAGGAUGACAAGCCACACGUACCGCCUAAGGUGCCACGCAUCGCGACUGAGAAGGCUAAGGCUAAGGCGAAGUCGCGAGGAGGUCCGAAGAACAAGCCGGCAGCCUUAGCACCGUAUGAUACCAGGACCAAGUUUGGCAACGCGUGCUGGGGUUUCAAUCUUCCCGAUGGCUGCUCGAAUAAGACUGAGAAGGAUCCGAAGUCAGGCUUCCAGAAGUGUGACAAGGGGGGGCAAGAUUCAGAGAGUUUUCCCCUUGAGCAAGCCUCCGCCCCUUGCAAUGGAAUACCCGUUGUUGGGGUUGGCAAGGAUGCUGAUGCAUUGACCGGGUCCGUCGAGCGGUUGGCUAUGAAGCGCAGCUUCAGCCAAUUCUUGAAGACAAAUGUCGAUGUCGAGAGCCCGGAUGCUUGUAUGGCAUCGCGAGCUGACAAUCAGGUCGCGGAUCAAGUAUCUGCGGAUACCCACGAACAGAUGGCUCGCACCAUGCUGCAUGCAAACGCCUUCACUGCCAGCAAUUGCAUCCGCCUGUUCGAUGCUUGCCCCAAGGACCGAUCUCUUCGAAGUGUUCAGCACAGCUCAGUUGCAGGAACGCGCAUAAGCUUUGGGUUCUAUGUUCGAGGUAGUAAAGCCAGCAUCUUCAAUGCAUGUAUGUCGGCACCGGCCACCUGCCGAUUCUUCGCUUCUGCGGUUCGAUUCGUCGACCCCUCUCAUGUGUUCGGGGCUUUGCAGAUUCUUUCCGAUGUUCGCUCGGAGAUUCAUCUUGAUAAAGCCAACGAGAAAGGAUCGAGGAACCUUGUCAUCCUUCUCACUUUCUUUGAGCAAGGCCAGCUCUGGAUUCGGGAUGAGGCAGGGCAACAUGAGCUCAAGCACGGGGAUAAGUCUUUGUUUGGAAAGUUGCUUGAUGUUAAUGCCGGGCCGCUUCGCCUAGACCCAUCAGUGCACCAUGCAGUUCUGCCUUGGCUCGGUCGCAGGGUAGUUUUGAUGGCACACAUGCCGUCUUUUGCUGAGAGGCUCAGUCGUGAUGACAGGUCUUCCUUGUCUGAGCUGGGAUUUGUUUUCAGACAUUUCGCAGGCCCUUGCAGUGGCCCUUUGAGGGACAUUCGCGUUGAACCCGCGUCGUCUGCACAUGACCGCUGUACCACUGAGGACUUCUUGAUCUUGGAGCUGUGUGCAGGUCAGGCAGUUCUUUCACGAACGGCUGACUCUCUUGGCUUCAGAACUUUGGCAGUCGAUAACAAUCAGUUUCGGUGGCCUAGCAAGCACGUCUUGUGCCUUGACCUUUGUGAUCCUGCCAACAUUGAUUAUCUCCUUGAAAUAAUUUCUGCAGAGAAGAGCAAACUCGCCAUGGUCUUCUUGUCUCUGCCCUCUGGCACCACUAGUGUCUCUCGAGGCAAACAUAUAAAGAAGUGGGAGGAGCGGGGCUAUCAGCUGCCUGUUGAGCUCCGGAGCUCUUCGCAUCCGGACAUGCUCCCUGGGCUUUCUUCUCAGGAUCGCAAACGGGUCGGGGAUGCCAAUCAGCUCUACUUCGAGACAGCUAGAUUGGUUAUGGCAUCCGUCGGGCAAGAUGUUCUGACUGUUGUCGAGAAUCCUGACUCGCUGAUUUCAGCUUUGGCAAAUCACAUCCAGGUCUCCUUGGCAGGUCCAUCGCCGCAGCAAUCUGUCCCAGAUCCGAGGACUGAUCAGGUCGCAGCAAACGGCACUCAGGUUGAGCUUGUGACGAUUGGCAUUCCUUGUGAGCCUUCCGAGUUCAUUCGAAGGGCUUUGAUCACGGGGCACCCCAGGAGUUUCGAGUUUCAUCUUGAACCCGAAAUAGAUGCUGCGAUUCAUUCGAACUUUGUUGGAAACCCUGGUGACUUGGCUCGUGCCCGAAUCGACUUCGUCAAGAAGUGGAGUGCGAGAGCUAAGGAGCUUCAACCUGAGGAGGAUAAGCUUCAUUCCGACAUGCUUGGCUACCUUGCACAGGUGUUGAAAGGCAAACGUCUUCUCCUGUUUAAGGAAAUGAUGCAAGCGGCCGGAUGCAGCGAUGAGCACUUUUUCAGGGAUGUUGUGUCUGGCUUUCGCAUAUCCGGCUGGAUGCCGGCCACCGGCAACUCCGGGCCUAAGGUCAGGGCACCAAAGAUGUCAGUGGACACACUCAAAUUGCUUGCCCCUGGAUUGAACAAGACCGUGGUGUCUAAGCUGGCGCGCCGUGAGGACCCAGAGCUUGAGGCAUCAGUGUGGCAAGAAACACAGAAGGAGAUUGACUUAGGUUGGGUGUGGGUUUCGACCGAGGUCUCUCUUUGUAGCAUUGUCAUGCGCUUCGGUAUUGUUCAAAACGGAAAGGUUCGCUUGAUUGAUGACUGUACCAUCUCGUGCCUUAACUUGACGGUUGGGCUUUGCGAAAGGUUCGAGCUACACACGAUCGAUAAGCUUGCUGCGAUCCUGUCGUGUGCACUUGAGAGGUCCCCUGCUGCAGGCUUAAAAGGCUGGGUUGGGAGAAAUUAUGAUCUCAAGUCCGCAUACAAACAAUACGGUGUGCGCCCAGUCGAUCGCUCUUUGGUGAGACUGGCAGUCAAUAAACCAGAGGAGGAAGAGCCACUUCUCCUUGGUCUUAACGCACUGCCUUUUGGAUCGGUAGCCUCAGUGAGUGCGUUCCUGCGUGUAUCCUUUGCCAUCUGGAAGAUAGGGGUGGUGCUGGCAAAAAUAGUGUGGACUGCGUAUUUUGACGAUUUUACAAAUGUCUGCAGGAACAUUUUGAAGGACAACACUGCGUGGGUCAUCGAGUGCUUGUUUGAUCUGCUAGGGGUCCGCUUCGACAGGUCAGGUAAGAAAGCGAUUGACCAUGCAACUUCCUUCGCAACUCUUGGUUUGCAGGUGGACCUUGCAAAUACUGAGGAUCGUGUGAUUCUUGUCGGCCACACCGACAAGCGGCGCGACGAGCUUUGCACUGCACUCAACGAAGUUCUUGAACAGGGCAAGUUGGAGCCCAGGCCUUUCGAGAGGCUGAAGGGGCACAUGGUUUUCUUCGAAGGUUACAGCUUCGGGAGAGUGAGCAACCAAGCCGUCAGGUCUUUAUCGAGGGCUUGCAAACACACGAAUUCGGCCGUUCCCUUGAAUGCUCUGCACAGGUCUGCAUUGCAUAUCUUGAUCGAGCGAACCAAGUCAGCUGAACCUUUGAGGAUUCAGCCGUGCCUUCGGGCAACUUGGUUUCUUUUCACGGACGGAGCUUGUGAAGCUGAUAGAUCGUGGGGUGGCAUCGGAGGUGUUCUCUUUGCCCCGAAUGGCAGCUGUGCUGGUUAUUUCGGCGAGUCGGUCCCAGAUGAUCUCAUGAAGCAACUUCUAUCCUUUUCGAAGAACCCAAUCUUCGAGCUUGAGAUUGCUCCAAUCUUGAUUGCAUAUGAUCUGUGGAAGGGUCUUGUCCAGGGAGCACAACUUGUGUGCUAUCUUGAUAACGAGGGAGCGCGCUACUCUUGCAUCCGUUGCUUCGCAGAUACCUCGAGUGUCGCUGAUGAUUGGGUGCGAGGCAUACUUGAUCUUGAAUCUCAAGCACGUGUGAACAUGUGGUACGGCCGCGUACCCACUUCAUCGAACAUAGCUGAUGGGCCAUCUCGGCUUGAGUUCACAGAGGUGCAGAGGCUUUGCAGGUACAGGUCGCGUCCGACCUGGGCCGCUCUCCUUUCAAGAAGGGGGUGA
Molecule: messenger RNA, 5667 nt
Organism: Symbiodinium sp. CCMP2592
Lineage: Eukaryota; Dinophyceae; Suessiales; Symbiodiniaceae
Source: the annotation of a GenBank genome assembly